Microcebus murinus (gray mouse lemur) is the source of this 4304-nucleotide messenger RNA. Lineage: Eukaryota; Metazoa; Chordata; Mammalia; Primates; Cheirogaleidae. The record is from RefSeq and is a predicted model, not a curated record.
GUUGCUGAACACUAUAAAACCAGGACUUGUUAGGAAGAUCAAUAGAUUGCCCACCCCCAUUGCAGGGUUGGACAAUAUCAUCUUAUUCCUGAGAGGCUGUAAAGAGCUCGGCCUUAAAGAAUCUCAACUUUUUGACCCGAACGACCUCCAGGAUACGUCCAACAGGGCGACCCUCAGGAGCCUCGAUUGUAGUAGGAAGCUGAAAAAUGUGUUAGUGACCAUCUACUGGCUGGGCAAAGCCGCGAACAGCUGCGCGUCCUACAGCGGGAACACGCUGGACCUGAAGGAGUUCGAAGGGUUGCUGGCCCAGAUGAGAAAGGAGGCCGACGACGCGGACAGCCCGAAACGCAGCGUGCGGGACAGCGGCUACGUGGACUGCUGGGACUCGGAGCGCAGCGACUCGCUGUCCCCUCCCCGGCACGGCAGGGAUGAUUCCUUCGACAGCCUGGACUCCUUCGGCUCCCGCUCCCGGCAGACGCCGUCCCCCGACGUGGUCCUCAGGGGCAGCAGCGACGGGCGCGGCAGCGACUCGGAGCCGGACCUGCCGCACCUGCGCAAGCUGCCGGACGUGAAGAAGGACGACAUGUCGGCGCGGCGCGCGGCCCAUGGUGAGCCCCGGGCGGCCGUGCCUUUCAACCAGUACCUGCCCAACAAGAGCAACCAGACGGCCUACGUGCCUGCGCCGCUGCGCAGGAAGCGGGCCGAGCGGGAGGACCACCGCCGGAGCUGGAGCACCGCCACCUCCCCGCUGGGGGCGGACAGGCCCUGCAGCUAUCCCGAAACGAUAGAGGAGGAGGGGAGUGAAGUGGGGUCUCCCGGUGAAGAGGACCCGGCAGGCCGAGUGCAUCCUGGCGGGGAGCCUGCUGCCCACGGUGGUGGGGUAGAGCUCCCCGGCGGCGGAGGUGAGGAGCCCCCUUCUUCGGAUUGGGCUGGGCUGGCCCCGGCUCCCAAGUCUGCAGAGAAAGACACUGCUGACAUCCAAAAGCGCAGCAGGCUGGAGCAAGCUGGGAUCAAGAUCCGGUCGGCAGCCCGGCGCUUUGCGUCGAAAAAACAAUCCAGCGAAGAGAAAGAGGCUGUGGGCGCCGUCAGCCUCGCCCGGGAGGGAAGCCCUGUCCCGGCGUCCCAGCCCGGCCCCGGUCCGGAGCCAGAGGAGGAAGCCCCGCGCCGCCUGCCCGACCCGGAGAGGGACGACUUCGCGGUCAGGAGGGCCCGGGAGAGCCGGGCCAGGCCCGCGGUGCCCCUGCGCCAGCUCCUGUACGGGCCGUUCCCCGGGAAGCAGGCGCUGCAGCCGGGGGGCAGCGAGCAGCGGUCAAAGGGAGUCCCCGAAAAGAGGAGCCGGGAACAUAAGAGGAGCCAGGGCCCGACGGAGGAGGCGAAGGCCACGGAGCCCCGAGUCACGAGGGCCCAGGAGCGCGGCCCCGUGGAAGAGGGACUCAGGAAGGUGCCGGAUCUGUGCAAGGAUGACCUGGCCCAGCGGAGGGUCCAGGGCCGCCGACCGGCCCCUCUCAGAGACCCUCUGAGCUUUGUGGUCCCUGCCAGGAUAACCCAGGCGGACAUGGAGACCUGGGAGAGACUGAAGGUGUCGGAAGGGAGCAGGGACGGAGACGGCCCUCCCGCCCCUGCCCCCGAGCCUGCCACGGACAUCAAGGCAGAGACCGCCGCCCGAGACGACUUUGCCGGCCGCAGAGCCAGGGCUCCCAGGAGAGCGCCGGGCCCCGGGCAGAAGUUCGUGCACUUCGGGCCGGUGACAGAGAUAGACCAGCAGAGGUGGCAGCGGCUCAGCAUCGGCAAGCCGGGGCCUCGGGGGCCCCGAGACGGAGUCCCCGCCGGUCCCCGCGGGGACAUCCAGACCCACUCGGGGGCCCGGGUCCCGGAGGCGGCCGCCCCCAGCUCAAAGGAUGGCGGCAGGUAUAUCUUGUGCGUGAGCCCGAGCCUGGCCGACAUGCCACCGCCGACGGACGCCCGGCUCCCGCCGGCUCUGCAGCCGCACAGCCGGCCGCGCUCUACACCCGCCCAGGAGCAGCCUCUUCGCCAGCUCCCACCAGCCAGCUGCCCGCGACGGCGGUUCUGUCCCGAGCGGACUCGCGUUGCCUUCUGUAGGCUCGCCCGGGCCGUAUCCAGGCUCCCCAACUCGGAAGGGCAGGCGCGGAGCUGCGUGGGGCCUGAGGGACGCCCCUCUCUCUCUCCCCAGGACCUGGCUCGCUGGAAGAGCCGCCGAAGAAGCGCCUCUCAGGACCUCAUCAAGAAAGAGGAGGAAAGGAAAAAGAUGGAGCAGCUGCUGGCCGGAGAGGACGGGGCACGGGAACGGAGGAAAAGCAUCAAAACCUACAGAGAGAUUGUCCAGGAAAAGGAGCGGAGAGAGAGAGAGCUGCACGAGGCGUACAAGAAUGCGCGGUCCCGGGAGGAGGCGGAGGGCGUCCUGCAGCAGUACAUCGAGAGGUUCACCAUCAGCGAGGCUGUUCUCGAGCGCCUGGAGAUGCCAAAAAUUCUGGAAAGAAGCCAUUCCACAGAGCCAAACUCGCCUUCCUUCCCGAGCGACCCCAACCCCAUGAAGUACCUGCGGCAGCAGUCGCUGCCUCCGCCCAAGUUCACUGCCAGCGUGGAGACCACCAUCGCCCGCGCCAGCCUUCCGGAAGCCGGCGUGCCCGCGGGCGGCGGGUCUCCAGGCAAAACCGCCGCCCCCAGGGCCGUGCCUGUGCUGACGCCCAAGCCUUACGCCCAGCCCAGGAACUCCCAAGAGGUUCUGAAGACCUUUAAGGUAGGACAGGUCCCCACACCUCUCGGGCCGCUGAGACCCGACCGCGGUCGCCGGAACAGGGUGCGGACUGCACUCCGCGGCGGUGCCAAAGAACGGCCCUUGACAGUUUCCCUUUCCUCCUCUCACGUUCCCGCACGCCGUGCCACCCCAGAGCCGCAGCACUUCACGACAACGGUGACCCGGUGCAGCCCGACCGUGGCCUUCGUGGGUUUCUCCUCCGGCCCCGGCCCCCAGCCGAAGGACGAUGGGCAGGAGGGAACAUCCCAGAAGAAGCCGGAGAACGGGAUGAGCGGGAAGGUGGAGCUGGUGCUGUCGCAAAAGGUGGCCGUGGUGAAGCCAAAAUCCCCAGAGCCAGAAGCAGCCCUGACGUUGUUCUGGACACGAGCCCCUGAAGACAACCAACUGCAUUCAAAUCUCAGUCUCACAUGGUCUCCCCAAGCAGAUGAAAGUCACCUCGUGACUACACCUUUUAAGUUCUGGGCCUGGGACCCGGAAGAGGAGCGCAGGAGGCAGGAGAAGUGGCAGCAGGAGCAGGAGCGCUUGCUCCAGGAGAGGUACCAGAAGGAGCAGGACAAGCUGAAAGAAGAGUGGGAAAAGGCCCAGAAGGAGGUGGAGGAGGAAGAACGCAGAUACUACGAGGAGGAGCGCAGGAUAAUCGAAGACACCGUGGUUCCCUUUACCGUUUCUUCGAGCUCUGCAGACCAGCUCUCCUCUCCCUCCUCUGCGACCCAGAGCAGCGGGGCGACGAAUAAGAAGGACCUGGAAAACUGCCGGGACGAGACGCAGGAGGAAAGACGGAAGAAGCCGUUCCCGGAGGACGGUGGCGACUCGCUGGCCCAGCCCGGGGACGGCGGCCCGCGGGAGGAUCGGGGCAGCCUAACUCGAGGGGCCGAGGCUCAUUCUGAGAGCCCCGUGUCGGAAGGAAUACAGCCAGAGCCUCCGCUGGACGCAGAGGCUGGGGCCCCCCGCCGCGGGCCCAACCCACAGCUCCCUCAGGAUCCGACCCAGGGCCGGCAGGUGGCGAGCCCGGCUGCUCCCGUCACGGAGGAGACCAAGCCGAAACCCCUCCCGCCGGGCAGAGGCGCUAACCAUCAGAUCGAGUCCCCCAGCGAAAGGCGGAGGUCUAUAAGCGGGAAGAAGCUGUGCUCCUCGUGCGGGCUUCCUCUGGGCAAAGGAGCUGCGAUGAUCAUCGAGACCCUCAAUCUCUACUUCCACAUCCAGUGUUUUAGGUGUGGGGUCUGCAGAGGGCAGCUGGGGGACGCGGCCAGCGGGAUGGACGUCAGGAUCCGCAGCGGCCUCCUGAACUGCAACGACUGCUACCUGCGGUCCCGCAGUGAGUACCGGGGCGUCUCGAGAGGACGCGGAGCCGUGGGGUCACAGGCCUAUGGGAGGGCCCGGCCUCGUGACUCAAGCGCCUUCCCCUGUCGCUGGACCCUCCUACGCGGAGAGAAAGUUCUCUUAACAUCUGGGUGGAAGAAAUGACAAUGAAACACCCCUUGAUUUACCGUGUUUCCCCGAAAAUAAGACCUGCCCAUACAAUAAGCCC